Microbotryum saponariae is the source of this 1730-nucleotide messenger RNA. The record is from the annotation of a GenBank genome assembly. NCBI's taxonomy places the organism in Eukaryota, Fungi, Basidiomycota, Microbotryomycetes, Microbotryales, Microbotryaceae.
AUGGGAAUCGUUGGAGAAGAUGGCGUCCGACCUUACGACGUCUUGGUGCUCUUUAUCUCGCUGGUGAGUUGUAAUACUAAGUUCAAUAAAUAUCUUAUAUCAAUAUAUUCAAUGUUCUUCACCUUGCUCGUACAUUUUGACCGAUUCCAAAAUUCAAAGGCCUACAUUUCGACAGCACUCGAUUCGACCGGGGGGUUGCGCGCUUUGGCUUUCUUCAUCUCGCAGAAAUCCGCCCGCACGCCGCAAUUGUCCCCUCCUUCGGCCGAGAAGACGGCGAGCGGGGUACAGCUCUAUACCACGUUAUACGUGUUCUGGUUUGUCGCGGGUGUUAUCGUUGGAAAUGACCCGAUCGUAUUGUCCGGGGUGAGCAAUUGAACUCUACUGCCUCCGCGCAGGUGGCCACGGCACUGAUCAAGCCCACUGAUUCACCAACACGAUCCAGACCGCCUUUUUGGGUUACAUGACUCGGGUCACGGGCAUCACCACCCCCACAGCAUGGACCUUUUCUCAAUUCAUCGCCGCCAACAUUGCCAGUGCAGCUCUCGUUUCGUCCAAUCCGACGAACGUGUUGAUCGCCGGGGUGAGUUCAAGGCUUUUCGAGACGGCCAAAGAAAGAAAAAGAUAUGAAAAAAAACGGAACCUGACGAUCAUCCAAAAAUUUUGCAGGCUUUCAAACUCAAUUUCUUGACGGGGUAUACCAAGAACACGCUACUUCCCUCCGUCAUCACGCAAGUCGAUACUACUUGUACGGCGUAGCAUACACGAACCUAAAUACGUCAUAUGUUUCUAUCGACAGAGCCGUCGUUGCCUACCCUCUGUUGCUGGUCACUUUCAAGACGUUGAAGCCACCUCGAAAGGAUGGAACCUCCGGCGCACCGGCGUACAUUCCCGCCCAGCUGACGCCACCCGACGUCGAUCCUCGCUCGGCAUUGCUGGACCCUAAGGGGGCAGUUUUCCACUCGGCCCUGAUGUUAGUCACGUUGGUCGUCCUCGUGGGAACCAGUUUUGUUAAGAGCGUCGAGGUCUGGAUGGUGACCGCGCCGGGAGGCAUCAUCGCCUUGCUGCGCGAUGUGUGGACCGAACGGGGAUCGCAUCCGCUGUCGACGCCCCAAGAGUCCGAGGGCAUCAACCUCGGCCGCGUCAUCGAAUCUACCUUCAGGUACGAACCUCGCUACUCGCUGCCUGCGUUUGGUCGAGCCUUCCGGCGGCAGUUUCCGACCACGGCGACAACGAUCUCGCGGUUGCCCAUUUCGCUGCUCCCCUUUGCGGGAGGGAUUUUUGUCCUCACCCGCGCGCUGACCUCGCUCGGCUGGACGUCGAUCUUUGCCUCGUGGCUGGCGAAGAUCUCCGUCAACCCGGCUGUGACCAUUUUUUUUCUCGGCUACUUUAUCGCGCUCGUCCUAUGCCCACUGUGCGGCACCAACAUUGGCGCCACGAUCCUGCUCGUCGAGAUCCUGCGCGACCCCAACUUUUCAAAUGCCCCUCACAUCGUCGCGGGCCCCAAGAUCCUCACCGGUGCCAUCUUUUCGGCCGCUCUCGCUUCCAACCUAGGAGCCUUUUCUUGGACCUUUUCAAGCAGCUUGGCAGGUCUGUUGUGGGUCUCUAUUCUGAAGCAAAAGGGGAUCCACGUCAGAGCGCGCGAAUUUGCCGCGUGGAACUGCCUCUUUUUGCCCGUCUUGAGCACGGUCGCGAGUGCCGUUGUAUUGCUGGAAGUAGAAUACUUUCAGUAG